Messenger RNA from Leguminivora glycinivorella, 2493 nucleotides. RefSeq names its product protein embryonic gonad-like. Gene Ontology annotation, biological process: regulation of DNA-templated transcription. The record is from RefSeq and is a predicted model, not a curated record. Bases 172 to 1158 code for a protein of 328 amino acids. Gene Ontology annotation, molecular function: DNA-binding transcription factor activity; sequence-specific DNA binding; zinc ion binding. Lineage: Eukaryota; Metazoa; Arthropoda; Insecta; Lepidoptera; Tortricidae. The transcript is spliced from 3 exons.
CGAGUAUUUUUAUGGACUUUUAUUUUGAUGAACUGAUUAUUGUGUUUUUUUGUGAGUGCUUUGUGUAAAUAUGGAGAACGAAUCUUGCAGCUGAGUGGACACCGGUUUUUUUUUUAAUUAAAAAUCCAGGAAUAAUCGUGUAUAUAGACAGUCAACUUUUCAACAACUAAGAUGAACCAACAAUGCAAAGUCUGCGGGGAGCCAGCCGCCGGCUUCCACUUCGGCGCUUUCACCUGCGAGGGAUGCAAGUCGUUCUUCGGGCGGACGUACAACAACUUGUCUUCGAUAUCGGAAUGCAAGAACAAUGGAGAGUGCGUUAUAAACAAGAAAAAUCGGACGUCGUGCAAGGCCUGCCGGCUAAGAAAAUGUCUGUUAGUAGGAAUGUCAAAAUCCGGAUCCAGAUAUGGCCGGAGGUCUAACUGGUUUAAGAUCCACUGCUUACUACAAGAGCAGCAGCAACAGCAUAUCCAGCAUAUGCAAACGAAUAAACCGCCUCCUACCUUCAAUUCUUCUAUCAACACGUCAUUUCCUCCUAUAAAUCUGCUGCCAGCCGCAGCCUUAGCAGAGUACUACAAAAGCUCAGAAAAGGGCCAAUUUACGGAAGACGUGACGCGGCAGAGCAUAUCACCGUCAGACUCAGGGGCAUCAUCAGCUGAUCCCGAAGAUGAUAACAGCUCGCGAAGCACUAGUGGUCUAAGUAUAUUCAGACCCGCCUCCUCGCCCUCCAGCGAAAAAGAUAUAAGGCUACAUGCUGUUAGGACCCAAACAAAAGACGUCAGAAAACGGAAACCCUCUACGCUUCCACCGUCUCCUUUUGGAGCCACUCCUAGCUUUACCAGGACGGGAGCGUACCUACAACCAGUUCAAAAUCUUCGAUCGUUACCAACCGGUAUUCCUACGUGGCAGAAUUGCAAUGGUGGUGACCUGAUCCUUCAUUCUCCGGCAGUAGCUGGAGUGGCUAUAGAACAAGACCAACCGAUCGACUUGUCCAUAAAGUCGGCAGUUUUAUACCGUAGUCCAAAGAAUGACGAGUUGAGCGACUCAGAACCAGAGUUGAGUAUUGACAUGAGUGAGGACAGUGCGAAAGAUAUUAUGAAGAAUCCUUUAGACCUAUCCUUGGUUCCGAAAAGGAAGGAAGAAGUUCCUUUAACCGGUUAACUUAAAAUUAUGUGCCUUAAAUGCCAAUGUCAAUUUUUUAGUGUUGAGAUUGUACAUUGAAGUCUGAUACCUACGUAAAUACGUAGUAAGUGACAACCAGCCUUAUUUUAAAACACCUUUUUAUAACGAACUGGGCGCCUAGACAACUCGCAAUCUGAUUGUGCCGUGCCGUAGUUAUUAGUAAAGUUGUUUCUAAGUGAGUCUGGUAGACGCGAGAUGGUCCGUGAAGUUAUUCAGGAUUGAAAACUUAGAUGUGUUGAAUUCUGCUUAUAGGUAAUGUUAAGUAUUAAAACAUGUCACGGCCAUGUAGUUAUUUUCCUUUAUGAUAAGUAGAUAUUUAAGUCUUUAGCUUAUUCCAUACGAAUACUCUGCCAUACAGUAUUUAUUAAGUCUGUAAAUUUCUCUUUCCUUGGUUUACCUGACGUAAAUACCAUAAUUGUAAUGUUUUAUUUUGUAAUUUUAGGUAGUGAGUGUAUAUUUUUAUUUGAAAUAAAGGGACAAAAUUACUGGUAAAAUUUACUCAAAUGAUUUACACUGCCAUAAUAGGUAUUAUAUUGAUUUUUCGUAUUUCAUUCUGUGACAUGUAUUACAUUAUAAAAAUAUUUUGAAACUUAUUUUUUUUUUCAUUAUUGUAGUAUAAAAUACCAGUUAGUCCUAAAAUGCCAGUGUUGUCUUACCAGUUUUAGAAAAUUAAUGAAAGGGACGGGGGCCAGUUGAAAGCUCAAAAUUAAAAUGUACAAAUAAAAUUAAUUGAGACUUGUAUUAUAACUGCUGAUAGGAUAAAAGAUUUUUUAUAAUAUUUAUUUUAUUAGUGCAUAGGCCAGUUUGUAUUGAGUCAUUUUUUAAUUUUCAUUGUAGGUAAUAUCAUUUUUGUAAUUUAUUUAGGUAGGCUAUUGUGUGUUUUUUUAUUAAUUUUUGUUGUUUGUUUCGAUUGUUGGAGAUUUUUUAAUUACUUUUAGACAUUCCAUUUGAGAAUUUGCUCAUUGUACUUUUUUAUGAUAAGUUAACAUUCCAAUUCAGUUACAAAUAAGUAUACAUUCCUGAGGCUGGUUCUCUUUUUGUCUUGUAAGUUAUUAGGUGCCAUGCAAAUUUAGAUUAAAAAAACAACCCCGAGAUUUUUAUACUAUCUCUGUAUAUGAAACCUAUGUACAAAAAGUUACCUCUUUCAAUUCUUCAUACAAAAACUAAACAGAAUUUUUGUUCCAAUCUGUCUGUACUCAAGUAAUUAUUUUAAUUAUCAAAUAAAAGUUGUUGUUGCUGUGUGAUACGAUAUUUUUAUGUUUACAGUUUUACGUUUAUAAAUGAAUCUUAAUAUAUUGGAGGAAAAUAAAUAUG